Linum trigynum is the source of this 270-nucleotide messenger RNA. Lineage: Eukaryota; Viridiplantae; Streptophyta; Magnoliopsida; Malpighiales; Linaceae. The record is from the annotation of a GenBank genome assembly.
AUGAUUCGAGUUCUCCCUCCCGCUGAGAAUUCUGGCAAAGCACAGCAGCCAGUCGUCGUGCCGACGAUUCGAGUUCUCCGUCGUCGCUUUCCCUUCUCCGUCCCGAGUCCAUCGUCCGUUGUUGCCGUCGUCGUUCCCGUUGUUGCCGUCGGCCGACGAUUCGAGUUCUCCCUCCCGCUGAGUCCACCAUCGCCGAUUCCAUCGCCCUCAGUCUCUCGUCGUGAUCUCGUUUCAACUCGGCCUCUCAGUCUCUCGUCGGCGGCGUUAUAA